This is a messenger RNA of Arvicola amphibius (Eurasian water vole), 2148 nucleotides long. It is a transcript of the gene Fzd3, whose product is annotated as frizzled class receptor 3. Gene Ontology annotation, biological process: canonical Wnt signaling pathway; non-canonical Wnt signaling pathway. Lineage: Eukaryota; Metazoa; Chordata; Mammalia; Rodentia; Cricetidae. Gene Ontology annotation, cellular component: plasma membrane. The record is from RefSeq and is a predicted model, not a curated record. The transcript is spliced from 6 exons. The coding region runs from base 148 to 2148 and encodes 666 amino acids. Gene Ontology annotation, molecular function: Wnt receptor activity; Wnt-protein binding.
CCUCUGACAGUACAAGGAGUUUUUAACUGUUUGAAGAACCUAACAGAUACAAAGGGGUGCUUUCAAGCUGAGACCUGCAAGCGUACACUGGUAAAAACACAUCUUGAGUGGAUCUGAUCAUCCGAGUCUCAUUCAGAUCCAGGAAGAAUGGCUAUGAGUUGGGUUGUCUUUUAUCUUUGGCUCUUGACUGUGUUUGUGGGACAUAUAGGUGGGCACAGUUUAUUUUCUUGUGAACCUAUUACCUUGAGGAUGUGCCAAGAUUUGCCUUAUAAUACUACCUUCAUGCCUAAUCUUCUGAACCAUUAUGACCAACAGACAGCAGCUUUAGCAAUGGAGCCAUUCCACCCUAUGGUGAAUUUGGACUGUUCUCGGGAUUUUCGGCCAUUUCUUUGUGCACUCUAUGCCCCUAUCUGUAUGGAAUAUGGACGCGUCACACUUCCCUGUCGUAGGCUUUGUCAGCGUGCCUAUAGCGAGUGUUCAAAGCUCAUGGAGAUGUUUGGUGUUCCUUGGCCUGAAGAUAUGGAAUGCAGUAGGUUUCCGGAUUGUGAUGAGCCAUAUCCCCGACUUGUGGAUUUGAAUUUAGUUGGAGAUCCAACUGAAGGUGCCCCAGUUGCAGUACAGAGGGAUUAUGGUUUUUGGUGUCCCCGAGAGUUGAAAAUUGAUCCUGAUCUUGGCUAUUCCUUUUUGCACGUGCGAGAUUGUUCACCACCAUGUCCCAAUAUGUACUUCAGGAGAGAAGAACUGUCCUUUGCUCGCUAUUUCAUAGGACUGAUUUCAAUCAUUUGCCUUUCUGCCACGUUGUUUACUUUUUUAACCUUUUUGAUUGAUGUCACGAGAUUCCGUUACCCUGAAAGACCUAUCAUAUUUUAUGCGGUCUGCUACAUGAUGGUGUCAUUAAUUUUCUUCAUUGGCUUUUUGCUUGAGGACCGAGUAGCCUGCAAUGCAUCUAGCCCUGCACAGUAUAAGGCUUCCACAGUGACACAAGGAUCUCACAAUAAAGCCUGUACCAUGCUUUUUAUGGUACUUUAUUUUUUCACUAUGGCUGGCAGUGUAUGGUGGGUAAUUCUUACCAUCACAUGGUUUUUAGCAGCUGUGCCAAAGUGGGGUAGUGAAGCUAUCGAGAAGAAAGCAUUGCUGUUUCAUGCCAGUGCCUGGGGCAUCCCUGGGACUCUAACUAUCAUCCUCUUAGCGAUGAAUAAAAUUGAAGGUGACAAUAUUAGUGGCGUGUGUUUUGUCGGCCUCUACGAUGUUGAUGCGUUAAGAUAUUUUGUUCUCGCUCCCCUCUGCCUGUAUGUGGUAGUUGGGGUUUCUCUCCUCUUAGCCGGCAUUAUAUCCCUAAACAGAGUUCGGAUUGAGAUCCCAUUAGAAAAGGAAAACCAAGAUAAGUUAGUGAAGUUCAUGAUCCGGAUUGGUGUUUUCAGCAUUCUUUACCUUGUACCGCUCUUGGUUGUAAUUGGAUGUUACUUUUACGAGCAAGCUUACCGUGGCAUCUGGGAAACAACGUGGAUACAGGAACGCUGCAGAGAAUAUCAUAUUCCAUGUCCGUACCAGGUUACUCAGAUGAGUCGUCCGGACCUGAUUCUCUUUCUGAUGAAGUAUCUGAUGGCUCUCAUAGUCGGGAUUCCCUCUAUAUUUUGGGUUGGAAGCAAAAAGACGUGCUUUGAAUGGGCCAGUUUUUUCCAUGGUCGUAGGAAAAAAGAGAUAGUGAAUGAGAGCCGGCAGGUGCUCCAGGAACCUGACUUUGCCCAGUCGCUCCUGAGGGAUCCAAAUACUCCUAUUAUAAGAAAAUCAAGAGGAACUUCCACUCAAGGAACUUCCACACAUGCUUCCUCAACUCAGCUGGCCAUGGUGGAUGAUCAAAGAAGCAAAGCAGGGAGUGUGCACAGCAAAGUGAGCAGCUACCAUGGCAGCCUCCACAGGUCACGUGAUGGCAGGUACACCCCCUGCAGCUACCGAGGAGUGGAGGAGCGACUACCUCAUGGCAGCAUGUCCCGCCUGACGGACCACUCCAGGCACAGCAGCUCUCAUCGGCUCAACGAGCAGUCUCGGCACAGCAGCACCCGAGACCUCAGUAACAACCCCAUGACUCACAUCACACACGGCACCAGCAUGAACCGUGUUAUCGAAGAGGAUGGGACCAGUGCUUAG